Molecule: messenger RNA, 1029 nt
Organism: Penicillium subrubescens
Lineage: Eukaryota; Fungi; Ascomycota; Eurotiomycetes; Eurotiales; Aspergillaceae
Exons: 2
Coding region: 1-1029 (342 amino acids)
Source: RefSeq, a predicted model, not a curated record
AUGAUUCGGUCACAGUUGAGGCAGCUUGCCCAGCAUGGAGACCGUGCCUGGAUGGGCAUGACGAUGCCUGUCCGCCAGUUCUCUGCCUCUUCUGCGGCUGCUUCGGAGGGUCCAAGUCCGCCAGCAGCUCAAGGCCAACCCAAACAGAGACCGGCGACAUCGGGCCCCCCUCGCAAGCCUCGAGCUUCCAGCAGACCCCCCGGCCCCCCAGGAUCCCAGAACAAGCCCCGUCCAGCAGCCCGGGCAAUCGAUGCCAGGUCAUUUGCUGCACCCCGUGCUGGUGGUGAACCUCCCAAGAUCAUCCGCAAGCCUAGACUCCGCACUGGACCGCCUGGCAAGCAGAUCCCAGGUCGCAAGGGCAAGCCCGCUGGGAAGGCUGGUCAGAAGCCCCGUCGGAAAAACCAGAACCGCCGCUCAGAACAUGAUAUCGAUGACGAUGAGGCUACCGCUGCUGCUAUCAAGCAACUCGAGCUGGACGCAGAGUCCAAGGGUCGUCCGGUGCCUAUCCGCUAUGAGCCCCGGGAAAUUGAUUUCUCUACACUGAAGGAUACUUGGCCCUCACUGCCGACGGAUGUGAACGCCCGCUCCGCUGCUGUUCUGGAGAAGCUUUCUACCCUCAGUGGACGCUUCCCUGGCGGCUAUGUCCCGCCCUAUGAGCUUGGCCGGCGUCUGUGGAAGGGACAGAGCGUUUUGUUUGAGAGUGAGGCUGAGAAGGCUCAGGCCCUGGAGGAAGUCAAGCGCCUGUCCCAAGAACGUGCAGACAAGAUCUCUUUGAAGAAGGGAGAGACUGUCAAGCCUCGUGAUAUCAAAUUCAACCCCGUCAGUACGGAACACACACAAAAGUUGAUGGAGACCUUUGUGCAAGGAAAAUAUCCCGCUUUGGAGACUAGCAAGGACCAGCCAGCUAUCAUGGGUGACGUGUUGAGGAAUAUUCGCAAUAACGCAACUUAUCAAACAGCUGGCAAGCGACCCCAGUUCCUCGCCAAGGUCGAGUCUCUGCUGGCCUCCAGUCGCGUCAAGCGCUCCUAG